AUGGCCACCGAAAGCGCUCUUAGGUUUCCUACUAUUGAUUUUUCCGUUCAACUGAAACCUGGUACACCCGAGUGGAACACAGUAAGGACCCAAGUCCGCCAAGCAUUGGCAGAAUUCGGUUUUUUCGAGGCAAAGUUCGAUAAAAUUCCUAUAGACAUUCGAAAGGCCUUAUUUGAUGCACUACAAGAGCUUUUCGAUCUUCCUUUACAAACCAAACUACGAAACAUUUCAAAGAAGCCCUUCCAUGGCUAUGUUGGCCAAUACCCUGCUGUGCCUUUGUACGAGAGCAUGGGAAUCGACGACGCCAAUAUCCGUGAAAAUGUUGAAAAUUUGACUACUAUCUUAUGGCCCAAUGGAAACCCAAACUUUUGCGAAACCAUUCAAUCUUACUCGGACCAACUAUCGGAGUUGGAUCAAAUAAUCAGAAGGAUGAUUUUGGAGAGCUUGGGAGUUGAGAAAUAUUUGGUGGAACACAUGGAAUCAACGAACUACCUUCUUCGAGUGAUGAAAUAUAAGGGCCCUCAAACCCCCGAGACCAAGCUGGGUUUGAACGCUCACACAGAUAAAAACAUUGUGACCAUUUUAAAUCAGAACCAAGUUGAGGGAUUAGAGGUCCAAACCAAAGAUGGUGAAUGGAUAUCUGUCAAACCCUCCUCUUCUGACUCUUUCAUCGUCAUGAUUGGAGAUUCCCUCUACGCAUGGGCAAAUGGUCGAUUACAUUCUCCAAAUCAUAGAGUAAUGAUGACAGGAAACGAGGCAAGGUACUCGACGGGAUUGUUUUCCAUCCCAAAGGCAGGUUACACGGUCAAAGCCCCAGAAGAGCUUGUUGAUGAAGACCAUCCUUUGCUGUUCAAACCCUUUGACCACGUCCAAUUCCUUGCCUUCUAUUAUACCCAGGCUGGUCAAACAGCUCCAUCUGCUCUCCACUCAUAUUGUGGUGUCUGAUCAUUGCUACA
Humulus lupulus (European hop) is the source of this 956-nucleotide messenger RNA. RefSeq names its product probable 2-oxoglutarate-dependent dioxygenase AOP1. Bases 1 to 945 code for a protein of 314 amino acids. Lineage: Eukaryota; Viridiplantae; Streptophyta; Magnoliopsida; Rosales; Cannabaceae. The record is from RefSeq and is a predicted model, not a curated record. Gene Ontology annotation, molecular function: dioxygenase activity. The transcript is spliced from 3 exons.